AUGUUCCGCCCCGUCUGUUCUCGACGCCUCCCGCUUUCCGUUCUUCGUCGAUACACCAAAGCUGCAACAAUGUCGCUGAAGGUAGGUUCGAAUGUAGAAUAUACUAUACAAAUUUACUCACUCGACAUCCAGGCAAUCUCCGCCACGGAUGCUGCGUCCCUUGACAAGGACCUCAUGGACGUGAACAUUGGCGGCUGGUCACUAGACCAGCUUAUGGAGCUGGCGGGCUUGUCGGUUUCUCAAGCCGUCUGGAAGAUGCAUCCGCUCAGUCAAGGAAAGAAUGUCCUCAUUGCAUGCGGACCUGGAAACAACGGUGGUGAUGGUCUCGUCGCAGCACGACACCUCGCACAUUACGGCUACAAGCCCACCGUGUACUAUCCCAAAGAAGGCAAAAACGAACUCUACCAACGCCUCAAAACCCAACUCGAAAACCUCUCGGUCCCCUUCACAAAUGACUUCAACGCCGCCCUCUCCAACUCCCACCUCCUAAUCGACGCCAUCUUCGGCUUCUCAUUUGGUGGGCCCCUUCGCGAGCCCUUCCCAUCUAUCAUCUCGCAAGUCGAGACUGCAUCUAUCCCGGUGCUGAGUGUGGAUGCCCCCAGUUCUUGGGACAUUACCUCGGGACCGCCAUCGUCUGGGCCUGGGGCUAAGUUUAUGCCACAGGGACUGAUUAGUCUGACGGCACCAAAGCCUUGUGUGAAGUUCUAUGAGGGCCGGCACUUUGUUGGCGGCCGGUUCUUGACGCAGAGUAUUGCGGAGAAGUAUGGACUAGUUUGUCCGGCGUAUGAAGGUAUUGAUCAGGUGGUGGAGGUGUUUAAGGAUGGGGAUGGUGACUUCCGGUAUGCUCCAAAGGGGGAGUCAAAGUGCUAA
Penicillium daleae is the source of this 870-nucleotide messenger RNA. Its product is annotated as NADHX epimerase. Lineage: Eukaryota; Fungi; Ascomycota; Eurotiomycetes; Eurotiales; Aspergillaceae. Bases 1 to 870 code for a protein of 289 amino acids. Gene Ontology annotation, cellular component: mitochondrion. Gene Ontology annotation, molecular function: NAD(P)HX epimerase activity. The record is from RefSeq and is a predicted model, not a curated record. The transcript has 4 exons.